This is a messenger RNA of Phoenix dactylifera (date palm), 645 nucleotides long. Lineage: Eukaryota; Viridiplantae; Streptophyta; Magnoliopsida; Arecales; Arecaceae. The record is from RefSeq and is a predicted model, not a curated record.
AUGGAGAGGGUCAGAUUCACCUUAGGAGUUCUUGAUCUAGAUUUAUCCUUUUUGACCCCAAAACCAGCUGCUCUUACUGAAAACAGUAGCAAAGAUGAGAAAGACAAUUUCAAAGCCUGGGAGAGAUCAAAUAGGUUGAGCCUCAUGUUUUUAAGAAUGACCAUAGCUGGAAACAUCAAACACUCACUCCCUAGUACAGAGGAUGCCAAAACCUUUUUGACAAGUGUUGAGGAGAGAUUUCGCUCAGCAGAUAAGUCUUUAGCGGGGACCUUAAUGGCUAGACUUGCCACCAUGAAAUAUAAUGGGGCUAAGGGAAUGCAAGAGCAUAUCCUUGAGAUGACAAAUAUAGCUGCCAAACUUGAAACUCUAGGAAUGAAAGUAGAGGAGUCCUUUAUUGUUCAAUUCAUCCUGAACUCAUUGCCACCUCAGUAUGGUCCAUUCCAGAUGCACUACAAUUCUAUCAAGGAUAAAUGGAAUGUGAAUGAGUUGGCUAGUAUGGUGGUUCAGGAGGAGAUAAGACUAAAACAACAAGGGACUUUUUCUGCUAAUUUUGUGACUCAAGAAGCUGGAAAUAAAAAGCACCAUUAUGGGAAAGGAAAGAAACAAGCACCACCAAAGGGAAAGGGACCUGCUAAAGGCAAUUAG